This is a messenger RNA of Prunus armeniaca (apricot), 324 nucleotides long. The record is from the annotation of a GenBank genome assembly. NCBI's taxonomy places the organism in Eukaryota, Viridiplantae, Streptophyta, Magnoliopsida, Rosales, Rosaceae.
AUGAACAAUAAUGAGGAUCUUCGGACCCUCAGGUACACGAUUGAAGAAGCACUUAUAUUUUUCAAAUCAAGAUGUAUCUUUGAUCACCCCUUAUAUUUUGUAGAUCAAUAUUAUUACUUGUUCAGCGAGCCACCAGAGCCGGACUUUGUUUCGGAAAUUCAGCCUUACUUCCCGAUCCAAAUGCCGGUUGUUUCUCGCUGCAAUUGCGACCGUGACUUCCCUGAUCGGCCUCUUCCUCGAUGGUUUCCAAUCUUUUUCCAAAGCUUGGCCUGCGCUCCACACGAACAAGACGUGGUGGCGCUGCUUCUGAGCUCUGCAAAGUGA